Molecule: messenger RNA, 1982 nt
Organism: Cyprinodon variegatus (sheepshead minnow)
Lineage: Eukaryota; Metazoa; Chordata; Actinopteri; Cyprinodontiformes; Cyprinodontidae
Gene: synj2bp
Product: synaptojanin 2 binding protein
Exons: 5
Coding region: 95-529 (144 amino acids)
Molecular function (GO): protein binding
Source: RefSeq, a predicted model, not a curated record
AAAGAGGUAAAAUCGAAACUCUUCCAUGAGUCCAGCUUCACAGAAAUAGUUUGUUUCCCUCUCUGCUUUUCAUCGUUUGGGAGUCUUGGAAAAAAUGAACGGCUCUUUGAUUCCUCAUACAAAAUAUGUGGAUAUAAAACUGCGGCGGGGACCUGCAGGUCUAGGGUUUAAUAUUCUUGGGGGUGUGGACCAGCCAUGCAGGAUGGAUGAUAAUGGCAUCUUUGUGAGUAAAAUAAAGGAAGAUGGAGCAGCAGCGCUUGAUGGACGGCUGAAAGAGGAAGACAAGAUUCUUGCUAUAAAUGGACUCUCACUGGAGAACCGGACUCACAGAGAAGUGGUGGAGAUGUUCCGGACGGCGGGCGAGAACGUCGAGCUCCGCGUUCUAAAAAAGUCGCCUUGUCUAACAAACGGACCAGCGGACUCCCCUCCUGAACGCCAGUCCUCCAUGUCCUCUCUGGGAAUGUUGGUGUUAUUUGCUGGAGCUGUAUCAGUCUUCAUAAUAGCCGCCCUUUAUAAACGGCGUAGAUAGGAGGAACCUUUUUUUUUUUAUUUUAAUCAAAUUUGACAAUGUCUGUAUGUUAAUUUUAGCACCAAAAACUUUGCUAAAUGCCAAAAAAAUGCCAAAAAAAAGAGCAAAAGAAAGGAAGAGUGUGACCUUUCUUUGAUUAGCAGCUAAUGGUGUAGCGAUUUAUUCUUUUGCAUAUUCUGUGAUGAAUGGUAGCUUCUUGUGUUUUUUUCCUGCGCAGGAAGAUGCUAUUUUACCAUCAGGGUUGUUUUCUACAGAAAAUGAUCUACCGUGUGGAGAUGAAGGGUCACGACAUUCCUGCUGUGUGGCUGCGCCCCGCUAUAAGCAGCUGAGAGCUAAUGAACAACAGCGCCUGAAGUAAACGAUUGACAGAAGCUCCAGUCAUUCAUGAAAUGAAAACCCUGUUUCUGUUUAGUCAUGCAGGUCCCUGACUGAACGCCACGCCUGACCUUCAGGUCAGUGAGCGUGAGAGCACUAAGGCUUUUUUUUUUAUAUAGUGCCUUUUCUCUAGAGCAAAUAUCAACCAAAUGCUCUGUGACAUCAUCAAUAUAAUAACUACAUUAUAAUAUCCAGCUUAUUUAUUAAGGGUUAAUACAAACAAUUUGCUCCAUUUAAAGUUGGUAUAUUUAGUAAAACAUCUGAUUAUUCUUUAAAGAUCUCAAAGCAUCUGCUGGAUGGGCCUAUUUUUAGCUGCGGAUGAAGACACUACUUGGUUUGUGUUCACUGCUGAUUUGUGAUUGAUUAAUUACACAAAGCAGCAGCUUGACCCAAUAAAUGCUUCAAUAGUUUUCAAUAACGGGACUGAUUGAUACAGACCAGUACACUAAAGAUGAUCAGUAGGUCUUUAUAAGUCGGUUCAUUGUUGGUUUAGCUCAGUUUAUCUGAGCUUUUAAAUCGAUAUUUUUUCUAUAUGCAUAACUCGGUUAUUUUAGGUUUUUAUUAGCUGUAAAAAUCUAAAUUAGCUGAAUUACACUUUUGACUUGAAAUCACUUUUUUUAAUGGAAGUAGGUUUUCAUUCGUCUGAUUUUCCGAGAUGCGUUUGCGACACAAAUCAUCAGAAGAGGUUCUUUUUUUUAAAUCAAGGUCUUGCAGAGAUACGAUAAUAUGAGAAAGGGCUCUGUUUUGUUUUUUGUUUAAUAAAACAAAACAUUUAAUUUAUUGUAUCAGACCAGCAGCAGUGUUGAAAUGAGCUUCUGUCACGAUCUUUUAGUUUUGCACUAAAGUAGCAACCAUGGAGCUUUUCCAGUCGCAGCCAUGGGACGGGUCUAGACAGGAAUUUAUAGAAAUAUGUUAUAGUUUUUAUUUUUUUUUUGGUUGGAUCACAUCGGUGUCUCUGUGUGCAGUUUAUGUUGUCAAUGGAUUUCUGCUAAGUGAGAUUGUGAAUAUGUGCCAGGGAAGAAAAUAAGAAGCACUAGAAAUUAUGCAAAUGUUCUCUGUUUGACAUCCAGACAUGUAA